Maylandia zebra (zebra mbuna) is the source of this 734-nucleotide messenger RNA. RefSeq names its product baculoviral IAP repeat containing 5a (gene birc5a). NCBI's taxonomy places the organism in Eukaryota, Metazoa, Chordata, Actinopteri, Cichliformes, Cichlidae. The record is from RefSeq and is a predicted model, not a curated record.
ACAGCCGAAUUGAAGUGUCGUCGAAAUUUGAAAAGGCUCUGUAGUUUAGCUCACGGGUUCGUGCGACAGUGAAUACAAUGGAUCCAUACAACGAGGAAAACAUCAAAAUGUAUUUUUUUGAGAAUAGGUUAAAAACUUAUGGGGGGUGGCCAUUCGACGAAGACUGCAAGUGCACGCCGGAAAACAUGGCUAAAGCCGGCUUCAUUCACACACCUUCAGAGAACAGCCCAGACAUCGCCAUGUGUUUCUUUUGCCUGAAAGAGCUGGAGGGCUGGGAGCCAGAGGAUGACCCAGAAAAGGAGCACAAGUCUCAUUCGCCAUCCUGCCACUUCAUUGCCCUGAAGAAAAAAGUGGAAGACCUGACUGUGGAGGAAUUCUACAGAUUGCAGAAAGAGAGGCACAAGUUCAUCAAUAACAAAUCUUGUAAUGAGGCCAUCACCAAGUUUGAAGAGGCAGCCAAACUGAGGCGAGCAGACAUCAUCAAGACGGCCAUGGGAGAAGAGUGACACAGCGACAGAUUCAGAUGAAUGACAUGAGCUCGUUUGUGUAUCUGAGAAAGAUGGAGAGAAUAAUUGUAGCUGUCAGAAUUAUUGACUUGUUCCUCACCAAACUCAUUUUUAUGUUUCCUUUGUGUGCCUUCAUGUCAUCUUUUUUCACGUAUGUGUUUUUAUCUUUUAACACUUUCUGUUUUUAUGUAAUCUGAUAUCUAAUAAAUAUUGGAUUCUGUAACAUAA